AUGCAGGUGAAGUCUUGGGGCCUUCCCUGGAAAGUCUUCCUUCGGAAGAAGAGCCGCCAGGAUCCAGAGUUCACGCGCUAUGUGCACGAAGCCAAGAAAGAAGCCUCGGGCGUGUCCAUGGCCAAGCAGCAUGCAAAGUUUUCUCCGUACUACUUGCCUGCCCAGGGCUACAUGCACCCGGCACGGCAAGAGUUCAUGGAGGGUUCCGUCCAGCCCGAGCUGAAUCUCUGGUGGCGCGACAGCCCCGCCUUGACGGCCGCCUUCCGGCGUCGCCUCGGAGAGGCAAAGUCGUUUGAGGAGGCCCACGCAGACCACCGCGAGCCGAACAGCUUUCGCUACGGUCAAACCUUCGGCGGAGGCGGGAAGAACAAUGUGAGCCCCCGGAAGCGCGGCAAGACCCACCGAUAUCGGUUCCUGCGGCCCUUCUGA
Messenger RNA from Symbiodinium necroappetens, 429 nucleotides. The record is from the annotation of a GenBank genome assembly. Lineage: Eukaryota; Dinophyceae; Suessiales; Symbiodiniaceae.